Molecule: messenger RNA, 2241 nt
Organism: Daktulosphaira vitifoliae (grape phylloxera)
Lineage: Eukaryota; Metazoa; Arthropoda; Insecta; Hemiptera; Phylloxeridae
Product: cytochrome P450 4C1-like
Exons: 13
Coding region: 105-1577 (490 amino acids)
Molecular function (GO): oxidoreductase activity, acting on paired donors, with incorporation or reduction of molecular oxygen; heme binding; iron ion binding
Source: RefSeq, a predicted model, not a curated record
AUUUAUUCCAAUUUUCUUACAUUGUAAAAUAUUAAAUUAAAAUUCUGUUUAUUUCUAGCUUGUUCACUUGUUUUGAAAAGUUUCGCUGUUAGAAAAAAAUAAAUAUGAAUGUCACAUUUUAUACUUCAUUAGCGUAUUCAAAUCCACUGUGUGUGUUUUGGCAAACAAAAGUUGAGUUAGUUGGUUACGUUAUUAUAAUAUUUUUAUCUAUUACUUGGUGCCGCAUCAAAUGGAAUCGUAGGCUUAUUGAUAGAUUUGCAGCUAAAAUACCAGGGCCUCCAUCAUAUCCAUUAAUUGGCUCAUUACUAGAAUUUAGAGGCACAUCACAAGAUUUAGUGGCAAAAAUGAUUAAGUUAAAUGAACAGUACGGCCCGGAACCAUGUAAAAUUUGGUUAGGUUCUUCACUUGCUUUAUAUGUUAUGAAGCCAGAAGAUAUACAAAUAAUAUUGAACAAUUCCAAUGCUCUCGACAAAGGUAAAUUUUUCAAAUUUUUUAGUGGUGCUUUUGGAGAAGGAUUGUCAACUGCUGCUGUUCCUAAAUGGAAAUUGCAUCGACGAAUUAUCUCUCCUUUUUUUAACAACUCUCACAUCAGUACAUUUUUGUCAGUUUUCAACGAAAAAAGUGUAGCUCUCAUAUGUAAUCUUCAAAAAGAACUGAACAAUACCGAGUCAUUUGAUAUUUAUGGUUACGUUUUUACUAUUUCUGUCGAUGGAGUAUGUGAAACUUCAUUGGAAUAUAAUCAUGACGUUCAAGAUAACGAAAAAACUGAAUUUUUAGAUUCAAUGACAAAAUUUACAGAGCUAGUUACUAUGAGAAUUACUAUGCCAUGGCUGUAUCCGGACUUCAUCUUUAAUAUUUAUGGAAAAUUUACAGGCUUGAAUCAAAUAUAUGAAAAAUUAUUUAAAUUUCCUAACAAAAUAAUUAAAGAAAAAAAAUUUCAAUAUGCCCAAAAGAAGAAAACCAGCCACAGUUCUUUAAAUUUAACAAAAAAUGAAAAAAAACAAAGAAAGACAUUAUUGGAUGUAUUGUUGGAGAUAAAUAAUGAAGAAGCAAAUUUUUCAAACAAAGAUUUAAGAGAUGAAGUUUUAACUGUGAUAUUUGGAGGCGUUGAAUCUACUACUAUAACCACUUCUUUUUGUAUUUUAAUGUUAGCUAUCCAUCAAGACAUACAAGACAAAGUUUAUGAUGAAAUCUACCAAAUAAUGGGAGAAGGUGAUCGGAUAGUAACUAUUGAAGAUACCGUUAAGUUUGUAUAUCUGGAACAAUGUAUCAAGGAAACUCUUCGAUUGUACCCUUUAGGAGCAGUGUUUAUGAGAUAUCUUCAAGAUGAUGUCAAAAUACGUAACUACACAAUUCCAAAAGACACUACUGUUAUUAUAUCACCAAUAGGUACCCAUCAUUUACCAGAAUUGUACCCAAACCCCUGGAAGUACAACCCAGAUAAUUUUAAUCCAGAAAAGGUUGCUAAACGACACAAAUAUAGUUUUAUUGCAUUUGGCGGUGGACCUAGGAACUGUAUAGGAAUGUGUAGACGAUCCACCAAAGGCUUUACAACAGCUAAAACACCCUAUUGUUGAAGCUUUUCAAAAAAUUAGCUCAUAUGCAGAAGGUGGUCAUCAUUUUCGUAAAAUAACUAUGGCAUUACUUUACUUUAUCUGUAAAGAUUACCGUCCAUUUUCUGUAGUAGAAGGAAAAGGAUUUAGACGGUUCAUUAAAGAAUUGUCAUACAAAAUUCCCUCUGUUAACACUAUAAAAAUGCCCUUGAUAAUAUAUAUGAGUUUAUUAUAGCUGCAUUAAAAUUUCGUUUGUCAAAUUCACCUCAUGUAUCUCUGACAUUCGAUACAUUCGAUAGCAGAUUUAAGAAAGUUGUCAAAGUUGGACACCAUUUCUUCUAGUGAGUCAGAAGGAGAACAUUCUAAAACAGACAACUUCGAUUUUUGGGCACAUCAUAAAUAUUUGGUUCAUGGCCAAAAAAAGAAAAAGACCACAACUUUUAUGAACGAUGAGUUAUCGUUAUACUUAUCAAAUCCAGUAUCAACCCUGAAGUCUGAUCCUCUUGAAAUAUGGGAGGAUAUGAAACACGUAUUUCCUAUUUUGUAUAAACAAGCGCGUUUGCAUUUUACCAUGGUUGCAACAUGUGUUCCUUGCAAACGACUUUUCAAAGGCUGGAGCAACAUUAACCAAAUCUAGGAAUCGUUUAACUAGUUCUCGCCUUCAAAAAAUAUUAUUUUUAGCUGAUAU